CUUUAAUGGACAAGGCAGGGGUUUGACUUCGGUGCUAGGAACAAGGCGGGGUUGCACUCUUGAAGUUGCUAGAGUGAGUGAUUUGGUGGUUGCUAACUCCUGCUCCCACAAACAGGAGGAUCAUUUGGUUACAUUUGUUAGUAAAUUGGGGAGGAUGUAGAUCGAUUACUUCCUUCUGCGCAAGUGUGAUCGAAUACUCUGCAAGGACGCUAAAGUUCUCCCAAGUGAGAAUCUUACCAUUUAACACCAGCUGCUAGUGAUGGUUGUCGUGAUCGAGUGGGUAAGGCCUAGAAGAACAACAAGUCGUCCAGCAAGUAUCCGGUGGAGGAGCCUGGGUAGGGAGAAAAUUCCAAAGUUGGUAACUCAAGUGCAAGAGAUGGGUGCGUGGGAGUCAGCUGGGGAGGCCACAGACAUGUGGGCAGCUCAGAUUGCAAACUGCAUCAGGGAAGCCACCAAAGAGGUGUUGGGUGUGAGCAGUGGUUCUGGGGGGCGUCAUAAAGGUGACUGAUCACUAGUGGUUGAGUGAUGUGGUUCGAGGGAAGGUGGAAGCUACGAAGAUGGCUUAUAAGAGAUUUGUGGAUUGUAGUGAUGAGGAUGUUAGGGCGACUCUUCGAGCGGAGUAUAAGAUUGCCCACAAGGAGGCUAAGUUAGAGGUUACGAGGGCAAUAAAUGCGGUUUUAAAGCCUUUAUAAGGACAUUGAGGAGAAAGGCGGUGAUAAGAGAGCUUUCCGACUGGCUAAGGCUCGUGA
Molecule: messenger RNA, 749 nt
Organism: Cuscuta campestris
Lineage: Eukaryota; Viridiplantae; Streptophyta; Magnoliopsida; Solanales; Convolvulaceae
Source: the annotation of a GenBank genome assembly